Messenger RNA from Trichoderma citrinoviride, 2665 nucleotides. RefSeq lists its product as hypothetical. The transcript is spliced from 3 exons. The record is from RefSeq and is a predicted model, not a curated record. NCBI's taxonomy places the organism in Eukaryota, Fungi, Ascomycota, Sordariomycetes, Hypocreales, Hypocreaceae. Bases 45 to 2606 code for a protein of 853 amino acids.
CGGGCAGCUUCAACUCCACUCGGCAAGUCCUUUCCUGCCUCCUGAUGGCCGGUCCGAGGCCUCGAUCAAACAGCGUCCGCAGGGCUCGCGGGCUUUCGGUUGGAGAGGAUGGCAGGCUGGCGCCGCUGCGGCGAUGGGAUGGUGCCAGCAAAACGUGCAGGGACUGGGACGGGCUGCGAAGAGACCCCGAUAUAUGGGAGAGGAACGGCAACUGCCUCGUCCACCUGUAUGCCAAGGGCGACUCGAAGCGCGGGCCGUCUUUCAAGCUGCCCUUUGCGGCCCUGCUCUCGGCCGGCUGCCUUCCGCUCAUCGAAAAGUUCCUCGUGCUGGACAGCCUCGCGUCCAGGACGGCGCAGGACAUUGAGAGGUGGGAUCAGCUGCAUCCUAGGUCGACGACUGAGCUGUACAUCCCGGCUCCGCCUCAUGCCACCGAGAAGCAGGCUCAGCUCUACCACUUGUCUUUCAGAAACCUCUUUGCCUGGGUCCUGGGACGGCCAAUGGUGGGUGGCAACCUGGGAAGCGCACUCGUGGCGCUGCUUCACUCCUUGCGCGAGUUCAGGUCCUCUCCGGGCAGCAACGUGGACGACUUGCUCACUUACAUGCGCCACGCUCACUACCUGAACAUGGCCGAGGAGCCAGUCCACGCGGCGGCAGCCCUCCACCUGGCAGAAACAUUUCAACUGAGUGACUUGUACAGGCGAGCUUUUGCCCACUGCGUCGGCAUGCAUGACCGCUUGUUUGGCACUUCAGAGUACCAGCUCAUCAGUGCGGCAUCGCGAACGCUCGUCCGCAGGGCACGCUUGGAGAUGAACGCUAUGCUCCAGCAGACGGCCAAUAGGCUGAGGAGCUUCCUCGACGAAGAGCUAUCAGAGGCCAAGAUGGGCAUUCCAGCCGGGACUCGCGCUCACCUCGACAGGUUUCGCAGCUUCCUGCUGUCCUUUUACGCCGCCAAGUUCGGCCGAUACCCUCCCAGGGCCUUCAAGGCAAGCCUGCUCAACACAAUGGCAGAGGACUUCGACACCCUGUACGAGCUCCUGGUGGACAACAACUACACCGUAUCCGGCAUCAUGCCCCCUACGGCGGUCGGCGGCAUCUGUACGGAGCAGCUUGUCCAGACGUUUGACGACAAUAACCAGUUCGAGCCCUUGCCGCAUCCCCUACCACUGCUGCCCCGACUUGAGUCUUCCCACGAUGGCCUCCGCUGCCUCUCCAAGCUGCCCUUUGUCGAGAAGUUGACCGCCGGACAGCGGCAAGACACAGUCGCAGCCCUGAUCACGGCAUCCAACUGGACCGAAAGGUGUUUCAGGAACGACCUCGUCCAGGCAUACCGGCGAUACGAAGAAGACGCCGUCCUCUCUCCCAGCAAGGCUGACAAGAGCGAAAGAAUGUCCCUGCUGGAGGCGCGCAAGGUGCGAUGGGUUCUGAUCUAUGCGGUCCACCAAGUCUUGCGCUGUGCGACACAAAAACCGGCUGAGGUGCAGGGCGAGGAGGCGUCUUAUCACCUCGCAGUGUCGAUGAAGGGCACUCCUCCGUGGGCGGCGGCCGCGGCAUCUCACGAGACGAAGAAGGCGCUGCGCAUCGAGACGGACAUUGUGGCGAGCGACGACCUCGUGACCAAGCGGGUCAUCAAGAUCCAGGAGACUCCGGUGAGCAGGAUAGAGAUCAAGCCCGAUAUUGACUACUUUGCGUUGGCGCACAAGAGCCGCGACCCGUCCUUGUCCACCCUGUCGGACAAUUCCUCGCCGACCACUCUGUCCCGGUCUAGCUCGUUUUCCAUCAGCCUGCGGCGCAACUCCACCAUUCGCAGGUCGCUGCGGAGAUUUAGGAGGAGUUCCAUGUCGGGGUCACAAGCAUCGACGACGUCGUCGCCGGGGCCGGCGAAGCCCUUGUACCACGAGAUCGUCGUACAAGGCUAUGGCAACGGGACACAGACAGUCACGGUCGAGCCGGACGAGGAGGGGCUGAUGAUGAAGGGGACGCUGGCGGGCCGGAGCGAUUCGACGGCGUCGUCCCAGUCCAACGCGAGCGCGAGCUCCAACGCGACCGCCUCGUCGGUGCCCGAGAGCACGAGCAGCACCAUCGACACGCUGUCGACGAGCGCCUUGUCUAGCCCCAUGACGCCCACGACGGACGCCGCGUUGGAGCUCGAGAUGAUGCUCGCCCACUGGAGUCCGCUGGACAAGGUCCCGGUUAGGCUGGAUCUGCCGCGUUCGGCAUCAGCCAGCGCCAUUUCCGGCCAACUGGACAGCUUAGCGGCCGGGCUCCACAUCCCCGGAGCAUCCCGCAGCAGCAAAGGAAACAUCAAGAGGAAGCGAUGGAGCUUGGAGCCUGCGCGGACGGCGCCCUCGCCCGCCGCGCUGCAACGGCGCUACACAAUGCUCGGAGAUCUUCGACGGAAGAACUUUGGGCUCGAGGCCAAGCCCAUUUCCGUCCGCAUCCGCGAGAACAGCAUCACCGAGGAGACGCGGGUCCCCGGGCGAAGGGAUUCGGAUGACUGGUCCCUGAUGCUCGCCUUCAUGGACGGGACGAACGGAGAGGCCGACACCAAGACGAACGACGCAUGGGCACAAUACACGGAUCUUGGAGGACUUACCGAUAUGAGUUAAAACACUUUUGCAUGCAUAUACUCUAGACGAGGGAGGGGCAUAAUGCAUAAUGAGAGAUG